Molecule: messenger RNA, 1461 nt
Organism: Ananas comosus (pineapple)
Lineage: Eukaryota; Viridiplantae; Streptophyta; Magnoliopsida; Poales; Bromeliaceae
Exons: 2
Coding region: 125-967 (280 amino acids)
Source: RefSeq, a predicted model, not a curated record
UCAUCGUAUACUCUCCGCCUCUCUCGUUCCUCUAAUCCUCUUCGUCCCAAACACUCUCUCUCUCUUAGGGUUCUCCGAAUCUUCCUGGUUUCGAUCCGUUUCUCUCCUCAUCCUUACCCUAAACAUGGAGGAAUCCAUCGAUUUCCCGGAUUGGGAGCUCCUCCAUGGCCCCGACGCCGCCCCAGUGAGCCCCGCCGCGCUUGGCGAGGCGAUCGAGGCCGAUUCCGACGAGGGCGGCGCGAUCAAGCCCGAUUACUUCGCCCUCGGCUCCGAGGACAAGUACCCUGCGAGGUCCGGCUCUGCCAUGGCGAAGAAUCGCGAGGAGGAAGAAGAACUGGGGCUCUGCGACUCGGAUAACCCUAGCUGGGUCGACCCCGAAUCGGACCAUCGCAAAGGCAAAUCGGGUUUUUCCCGUAUAUCGUUCCCGCAGAAGAACCCGGGCGCGUUUUGGUCGGACGAGUCGUCCGACGAGCUCAGAUCGCCGCCGAGUAGCGAAAGGCGAGAGCUUUCGUUUUUGGACGAGUUCGAUGUUGAAGAGAAAGCUGUUGACGUUGAAGUUGGUAAGGAAAUUGGACGAGAUGAGGUUGCACGCAAGGUGUUCGACGAAAUGGGUAGCAAAAAGAUCGGUUCGGUUGCGAAGCGGGAGGAGGGAGGGAUGGUUUGGUGGAAGGUGCCCUUGGAGUUGUUAAAGUUCUGUGUUUUUAGGAUGAGACCCGCGUGGUCGAUCCCAGCGGCCGCGGUGAUACUAGGGUUUGCAGUGCUGGGGAGGAGGUUGUAUAAGAUGAAGCAGAUGAAGAGGAGCAUUCCACAGCUCAAAAUCAGUCUCGAUGAAAAGAAGGCGUCGCAGUUCAAGGCUCGCGUCGCCCGUCUCAAUGAAGCCUUCUCUAUGGUGAGGCGUGUUCCUCUCAUCCGAGCUCCUCUUCCUGCUAGUGGAGUGACCCCGUGGCCCGUGGUGGGGUUCCAAUGAAGAGUGUGUACAUCCGUACAUCUGUGCGCUGCUUUUCCAUCGGCCGUUGAUCCUGUCUUGUUGUGUUUAGUCACUGCCAAUCAAUGAGUCUCAUCCCUUUUCCUUUCACAAAUUGGAUGGUUCGAUUAAAACUAUGAGAUUAGAUAGAGGGUGGAUGGAAGAGCGGUGUAUAUAUUUAUAUAUAUCUUCGACCAACAAUCGGAUUAGGAUGGAUAAUCCAAUGGAGUUCCAAGUUACAUAAAUCUCUCUCGUCCCCAUGUCUCUACAAUACAAAGUCUCUACUUAUAGGCCACCAUUGCUGCUUCUUUUUUUUUUGUUUGUUCUCUCUUUCUUUUGCAGCUCUUAUGAACUAUAAGCUUCUAGAUUGCGUAACCAAUGAAGCGGAUACUACGUUGUAAAUCUCCUUCAUUUGAAAUUUGUAUGUAUUUCAGAAAGGAUCAUACUAUAUAUGUUUGAUGCAUUUUCUCUCAAAAGGUAUUUGGAAUCUUUGAUGA